AGCCAGACAGCCAGACAGCCAGACGAACCGACUGACAGAAGCAGCAGUAGCAGCAACAAUGAAAGCCAUAGUCCUCCAACCCAUCGCGCCCGGCAAGCCCGGCGAGAUCUUCUACCCUCUACAGACGAUCACCACUCCCACGCCGACCGCCGGUCCCGGCGAAGCCGUAGUCCGUAUCGUCGCCGCAUCGCUGAACCACCGCGACCUCUUCCAGCGGCGGGGGCUAUACCCGGGUACCGCGCCCUCAAUCCCACUUCUCGCAGACGGGUACGGAGUAGUCGUAACGCCCACAUCGAAGUUCUACCAAAAGGCGGUGAUCAUCAAUCCGGCGCGGGGCUGGGCCUCCGAUCCACGGGGGCCGGAGAUCGGCGGUAGCGGCGGUGCGGGCGGGUUCGCAAUCCUCGGCGGGACAAAGCACUACCGCAGCGGGACGCUGCAGGAGUUCGUAGCGAUUAGCGAGGAGGAGCUGGUUAAGGCGCCGGGACACCUGUCGCCCGAGGAGGCGGCUGCCCUGCCGCUGUGCGGUCUGACCGCUUGGAGGGCCGUCGCGAGUAAAGCCCAGGUGGCUGCCGGCGAGAAUGUGCUCAUCCCGGGCAUUGGAGGCGGGGUCGCACUGAUGGCGCUGCUGUUUGCGGUCAAGAGGGGUGCCAAGGUCUGGGUUACCAGCAGCUCCAAGGAGAAGAUCGAGAAGGCGGUCGCGCUGGGCGCUGAGGGAGGUGUCCUGUAUACUGGCGCCGCGUGGGAGAAGGAGUUGGCCGCGCUGCUGCCGAAGGAUAGGCCCUGGCUCGAUGCGGUGGUUGAUGGAGCUGGUGGCGAUGUGGUCAACAAGGUCACGCGGAUCAUGAGGGACGGCGGACGCGUGGUGAGCUAUGGGAUGACGUUGGGUCCCAAGAUGCCGUUUACGAUGGGCGCGGUGCUGAAGAACCUCGAGCUGCUUGGGAGCACCAUGGGCAGCCGACAAGAGUUCUUUGAGAUGGUCGAGUUUGUAGCGGAGAAGAGGCUCAGACCGGUCAUCAGCAGGGUUGUGAAGGGCUUGGAUGAACAACAGCUCGAAAGUCUGUGGGAAGAUAUGGAGAAGGGACGGCAGUUUGGGAAAUUGGUUAUCAGAGUGGCCGAGGAUGCUGAGGCGGAGGAGAGGGGUAGGCUGUGAGCAUAUGAGCAGUACAAAUAACGAUAUCCACGAGAUUUAUGAAUGGGUAGAGUAGGAAUAUUAAGCAACAGGCAUUGACACCUCAUUGAUGGUAGACCCGACCGAAGAAGAAUGCAUAAACACAGUACAGUAGGGGAUGAUGGAAG
Tricharina praecox is the source of this 1296-nucleotide messenger RNA. RefSeq lists its product as uncharacterized. The coding region runs from base 59 to 1150 and encodes 363 amino acids. The transcript has 2 exons. Lineage: Eukaryota; Fungi; Ascomycota; Pezizomycetes; Pezizales; Pyronemataceae. Gene Ontology annotation, molecular function: oxidoreductase activity. The record is from RefSeq and is a predicted model, not a curated record.